This is a messenger RNA of Closterium sp. NIES-65, 948 nucleotides long. Lineage: Eukaryota; Viridiplantae; Streptophyta; Zygnematophyceae; Desmidiales; Closteriaceae. The record is from the annotation of a GenBank genome assembly.
AUGCUAAGCAUCUGCUCUCUUCCCAAGUCUCCUCCUGCCUUGAUAAUCAGCCGGUCUCCCACUAGCAACUGCUCUCAUUCUAAGUCUCCUGUUCUGCUAUUCCUGAUUCCCAGCUUCUUCAAGGGAUCCAUAUUGCGGUCUGAUGUGCUGUGUUUCUCCACCCCACCUCCCCUCCUGGUCCACUACUCACUCGUGUCUCCGUGUGUGCUGUGCUCCUCCCCUCCUCCCUUCUUCCCCUCCUCCCUUCUUCCCCUCCUCCCUUCUUCCCCUCCUCCCUUCUUCCUCUCCUCCCUUCGUCCCGUCGUCCCUCUCUUCCAACAGCACAAGCUCUGGCGGGCAGCGCGGGGGCAUGGGGAGUGGCGCCUACUGGGUGGAGUGGAGGGGGGGACUGCAGCCAAGUGCAAGGGGCACGGUGGUGGAAAUGUGAGGCACGGUGGUGGCAAUGUGAGGCACGGUGGUGGCAAUGUGAGGCACGGUGGUUGCAAUGUGAGGCACGGUGGUGGCAAUGUGAGGCACGAUGGUGGCAAUGUGAGGCACAGUGGUGGCAAUCUCCCUACCUCUCUUCCUCCCUGCUUUCCUCUCUUCCCUUCCGCCGUCCUCUGUUUCAUAGCCUCCCCUCUCCCAUCUACCCGUCCCCCUCCCUCCCAGCCUUUCCUCUUGCGCUCUCCUCCUGCUCUCCGUGCCCCAUCUCCCUCCAUCUCCCUCCAUCUCCCUCCAUCCCCCUCUCACACCAUCCCCCCCUCUCUUUCUCUGCCCUCUUUCUCUCGCUGUCUCAUCCUUUCCUCCCCCGCGCUCCUCUCUUCCUUCCUUCUCCAGCGAUCUGAGUCACAACAACAUAUGGGGCACAACGCCGUCGUUUCUCAGCCUGCUGACGCAGCUCAGGCGCCUGUGAGUCAGCGGCCUGGGAGGCUUGAGAGUUGGAAGCUUGAGAGACACGAGGAGGCUUGA